Messenger RNA from Coniophora puteana RWD-64-598 SS2, 1346 nucleotides. RefSeq lists its product as uncharacterized. Gene Ontology annotation, cellular component: nucleus. The record is from RefSeq and is a predicted model, not a curated record. Bases 1 to 1263 code for a protein of 420 amino acids. Lineage: Eukaryota; Fungi; Basidiomycota; Agaricomycetes; Boletales; Coniophoraceae. The transcript is spliced from 4 exons. Gene Ontology annotation, biological process: regulation of DNA-templated transcription.
AUGGCGCCCUCACGAGCAGCAGCGGCUAACUCAAGCAACGCCAACACCGCAUACCUCCUCUCGCUCCUCGCAGAGUAUACCCACACCCUCGAUUCCCUCCCUAUCGACCUCUCCCGUAACUUUGCAGACCUCCGCGAACUUGAUGCCGUCCUGUCCUCUUCCAUGGCCUCCAUCACUACCAAAAUUAACAGACUCACAGAGAUGAUUGAGCAGGGCGCCAUGUCCCAACAAGAACGCCUCAUCCUCCUCUCCGAGAUCGCGGAGGAGGCCUCCCGCCUCAAGCUCGGCAGCGAGGACAAGAUUCGCGUCGCCUGCCAGGCGGCCGACAACCUCAAAGGACACACGGGCCACAUGCGGAGCCUUGCAAGCCUUAUUCCUUCUUUCGACAUCACCACCCUCAACCGCAAGACGACCUACCCCCACGUUGCGACCCGCUCUUACGCACCACCACCGGAGCCAACUCGCCGGAGAAGAGGGAAUUACCUGCUCGCCAGCGCAGGUAACGACUACGCAAGCCCUGCGAAGAGAAAGCGGUCCAACAAAGACGAUGAGUACGACGGAGCCAAAUCACCGCGGAAGGAGAGGACGACUGAGACCAACUCCAGAGCGCGCAACAAUGCUCGUGCGAGACGGCAAGAUCGUGCUGCAUCACCAACGGAGUCCCUGCUCUCCGUCAUCGACCCACCACCUCAACCUGCAACCAGCUCAUCCCGCGCUGGUGGGCGAAGCGGAAAUUCGAAUCGGCGUGGCAAGAAUGCAGCCAACGGCAAUGUGAAUUUCGAAGAUUCAGCCGCUUCCCGUCGUGAGGCCUUCAAUGGGACGUCGGCUCACGGUUCGGGGGGUGCAGCGUACGGAAACGGGGGUAUACGCAAUUACGAUGCUCAAAACGAGUGGGGCAGCGUUCCUCAUGGUCAGCUGGAGGGCCCGGGGAUGCCCGUGGCCAGGAACGGCGCUCAUGCAGCAGAUGCUCAGAAUGCAGCGGUGGACACGGCGACAGAUGCUGGCGAAGGGGACGGCGAUGGCGACGACAAGACGUAUUGUUUCUGCGACGGUAUUAGCUUCGGCGAGAUGAUUGCAUGCGAUGAUGCAAACUGUGAACGGGAAUGGUUCCAUCUUGGGUGCAUUGGGCUCACGGUGCCGCCCGACGGUCUUUGGUUCUGUGAAGUCUGCAGUAUGAAGCAACGGAACGCCAAGCGCGGCUCCAGAGGCGGUAAAAAGCGAUCGGGCGGUGGGCGCUCUGGCAAGGCUGCCAACAACUCCUGAUCGGGGCAAGGAGGUUCUGUUUUUCUUAUUGGAUAUGUAUCUUUGUAUUCGUAACUUGAUAUCAUUCUUAAUGUUUUGCUAAU